AAAAUCAAAAUCCAAUGUGGCAAUUUCCUAUAUAAUGGGCACAUUCACACAUCUAUAUGAAGUAGCUACUCAUAGGAGACACACAUACACUCCAACUAAAAAAAAAAAAAGAUGGAUGUUGAGAAAAUCUUUCACAUGAAAGGUGGACACAAUAAUACUAGCUACUCCAAAAAUUCCUCUCUUCAGAAAAAAGCCUCAGAUAUGGUGAAACACAUAACAAUGGAAACAAUUCAAGAAGUAUACUUAAGCACAACUCCAGAAAUCCUAACUAUAGCAGAUUUGGGGUGUUCUUGUGGCCCAAACUCAUUAUCAAUGAUCAGAGAUUUGUAUCAUGCAGUGGAUGAUGCUUAUAAGAAAACACUAAUAAACAGCUCAAAAUCACCCAUUAAUAAUAAUAAUAAGCUCUCAUCAGUUUCAGUUUACCUUAAUGAUCUCCCAACUAAUGACUUCAACUCUAUAUUCAGGGCUUUACCAGAUUUCUUGAAAGAAGUUGUUAGUAAAGAAGAUGAUGGUAUUAAAAGUAGCUGUUUGACUCAUCAGGGGUAUUUUCGUCCAUCUUUAUUCGUUGCUGCUUCUCCUGGUUCAUUUUAUACCUCUAUUUUCCCUACCAAUUUCUUGCACUUCGUUUACUCUUCCUACAGUUUGCACUGGCUUUCCAAGAUUCCACCUGGGAUUUAUGAUGAGCAUGGGAAGUCCAUGAACAAAGGUUGCAUCUACAUUUGUGAAAGUAGUCCUCCAACAAUUACCUUAGCGUAUGCUCAACAAUUUAGAGAGGAUUUCUCGCGAUUUCUGCGGCUCCGAUCUCAAGAAAUAACCAAAGGAGGAAGAAUGGUGUUAGUCUUUCUUGGAAGAGAGUGUUGUGAUCACAUUGAUAGAGGCAACUCUUUUCUUUGGCAGCUUCUAGCUCGAUCUUUCGCCAUUUUAGUUUCCAAGGGACAAGUUGAAGAGGAAAAGCUGAAUUCAUAUGAUGUUCACUUUUAUGCACCCUCCAAAGAAGAAAUAGAAGAGGGUGUGAGAAAAGAGGGGUCUUUUAAAUUGGUUCGUCUGGAAAUGUUCCAAAUAGACAGAGAAGAAGAAAUUAAUGGUAUUAGUUAUGGAAGAGCCGUCGCUAGUACAGUUAGAGCUAUCCAAGAAUCAAUGAUCAGCCAUCAUUUUGGUGAACACAUUCUUGAUUCUUUGUUUAGUACGUAUGCCAAAGUGGUGGAUGAAGAAAUGUCUAAGCAAGAUAUUAGGCCUAUUACUUUUCUUCUCGUACUUAGUAAAAUAUGAUAGUAAUUAAUCAACAAGCAGUGAUAUUUUUGUAUGAAUUAUGAUUCUAGUAAAUAUGAUUGUGUCUUUUUUUAAACUUAA
Molecule: messenger RNA, 1350 nt
Organism: Beta vulgaris subsp. vulgaris (sugar beet)
Lineage: Eukaryota; Viridiplantae; Streptophyta; Magnoliopsida; Caryophyllales; Amaranthaceae
Product: probable methyltransferase TCM_000336
Exons: 4
Coding region: 112-1269 (385 amino acids)
Biological process (GO): methylation
Molecular function (GO): S-adenosylmethionine-dependent methyltransferase activity
Source: RefSeq, a predicted model, not a curated record